AUGUCGUUCAAGAAAUCCGCAAGCAGCCGGAAGCCGGCCGGCACGCUCGAGAUCUUGGAUGGCAAGAAGAUCCUCGAGCUGGUGCAGGAUGAGGCGGCAUUCACGGCGCACCUCACGGCAGCCUUCGAUGAGCUCGACGCCGACAAGAGCGGCACUUUGAGCCGCGCGGAGCUGCGCCCGGCGUUUCUGCGCAUUGCGCGCCUGGCGGGGCUGCCGGAGCCGGGCAGCAGGGCGGAGCUGGACCGCGCGGUGGAUGCCGUGUUCGGGCUGCGGGAGGGCGAAGACGACGAGCGGGGCGUGGUGGGGAAGGACGAGUUCGUCGCCUUGUCGAAAGACGUGCUCACUGACAUCGCCACCUCGCUCGCAGCGGAGCCGCUGCUGGUGCAGGUGUUCAACGGCGCGGCGCUGCGCCACGCGGCGGGAACCGCGGAGCAGCGAGCGGCGGUGGCGGAUGCGGCGUUCAAGCAGAUGGACAAGGACGGCAGCGGCAAGCUGUCGAAGCAGGAGCUGCUGCCCGUGCUCGCCGCGCUCGGCAUCGACGGCAUGCCGCCUCCCCAAGUGGCGGACGCGAUGCUCUCGGCGCUGCUGGAGGAGUACGCGGCGGGCGCGGAGGAGAUGGGGCGCGAGCAGUUCGAGGAGCUGUUUGCGCAGCUGGUGGCGGGCAUGGCGGACGUGCUCGAGGCGCAACCAGCCGUCGCGGUGGAGGCGGCGGUCGUGCUCAACGGAGGGGUUCUCAGAAAGAUGCUGGCGAGCAAGGAGCUGUUCGAGGAGGAGGCCAACGCGCUCUUCGCCGACUGGGACGUCAGCAACUCGGGCCAGCUGUCGCGCGCCGACGUCAUCAGCGGGCUGCGGCGGCUGGGCAUGGCGUGGGGGCUGCCGCCGCAGCAGGGCGGGGAGACCGACGCGCUCUUCGCGGACCUCUUCGCGGCGGCGGACUUCGACGGCAGCGGCUCCGUGGAUCGCGCGGAGUUCUCAGCGCUGCUGUUCGCGCUGCUGACGUCGAUCGCUGGGCAGCUGGAGCAGAACCCCAUCGUGCUGGGCGUGACUGUGCUGGUGGACCUGCCGGUGGGCGGCGAGGUGCUGGACGGCAAGAAGCUGCAGCAGCUGGUGGCGGACGAGGCGCAGAUGGACGCGUUCCUCGCUAGCAAGUUCGACCUGCUCGACCGCAACAGCGACGGCCGCCUCUCGCGCGACGAGCUGCAGCCCGCGUUCCUGCAGGUGGCGCAGCUGCUGGGGCUGCCGCCGCCCGGCACGCGCGAGCAGCUGGACGCGUUCGUGGCGGGCAUGUUCGCGAGCGUGGUGUCGGAGGACGCGGACGCCACUGUCGACCGCGAUACCUUCGUGUCGCUCUCCAAGCAAGUGCUCACCGCCGUCGCGCGCACGCUGCAAGAGGACCCGCUGGUGCUCUUGUCGCUGGACGGUUCGCGCCUGCGGCAGCUGCUGGCGCCGGAGGCGGAGGCGGAGUUUGAGGGCAUGGCGGGGGAGGUGUUUGCCGCCAUCGACACGGACGGCAACGGCCAGCUGUCCUUCUCCGAGCUGAGCCCCGCGCUGCAGGCCAUGGGCGUCGCCAUGGGCCUCCCCCCCGCCGGCUUGAGGGAGAACGCGGACACGGUGGUGGCGGACGUGGUGGCGGAGUACGGCCACGGCAAGCGCGAGCUCAGCCAAGCUGACUUCACGGCGCUGCUGCGCGACAUGCUGGGGGACGUGGCCACACGCCUGGAGGAGCACCCCGUGCUGCUGGGCCACACCGCCACCGUGCUCAACGGCUCGCGCCUGCGCAAGCUGCUGCAGAGUCCGGAGCAGCUGGAGGCGGUGGCGGACGAGCUCUUCCGCGACUGGGACACGCAGCACCAGGGCAAGCUGUCCUGCCGGGACCUGUCCGCGGGGCUGGCGGGGCUGGGCCCAUCGCUGGGGCUGCCACCGCCCGUGGCGAAGGACGCGGAGGGGUUCUACCGCGAGCUGUUUGUGGCGGCGGACAUGGACGAGAGCGGCUUCCUGGACCGCACGGAGCUGCGCGCCAUGCUGCAGUCGCUCUUUGAGAAGCUCGCCAGCGAGCUGGAGCAGAAGCCCCUCGUGCUCGAGUGCACCGUCAUCUCCACCUGA
Molecule: messenger RNA, 2103 nt
Organism: Closterium sp. Naga37s-1
Lineage: Eukaryota; Viridiplantae; Streptophyta; Zygnematophyceae; Desmidiales; Closteriaceae
Source: the annotation of a GenBank genome assembly